This is a messenger RNA of Lactuca sativa (garden lettuce), 804 nucleotides long. NCBI's taxonomy places the organism in Eukaryota, Viridiplantae, Streptophyta, Magnoliopsida, Asterales, Asteraceae. The record is from RefSeq and is a predicted model, not a curated record.
AUGGAAGGAGAAAACACAUUGAUUGAAGAUGUGCCUAUAUUGGAAAUGGAGGAUGAGGACCAAAAUGAUGGAUCUGAUCUAGAUGAUUCAGAACAUGAAGACACAUUGGAUUACACUUCCAGCGAUUCCAAUAGCAAUACAGAGACUACAAAGAAAACAAGGAAGAGGGGAUUGACUCGAUUGCCAAAGUUACGGACCGAACAUACAAAUUCUGGUGGAAGAAAAAAACAUGUAAAGUUUGAUGAAUUUGGAAGGUUUGCAGGGAAGUAUAGAUCACAGUUACCAACUUAUCUGGGAGACUUAGUACGGGAAAGGGUAGGAGUUAGUGUUUUCAAUUGGAAGAAGGUAACAAAAGAAGUCAAGGAGAAACUAUGGGAAGAGAUAACGCGUUUUUAUGAAAUUGAGGAUAGUCGAAGAAAAUAUAUAAUGAAUCCGCUUGGUAUGCUUCUACGGAAUUUUAGAAGAAAAUUGUAUGCAAAAUACAUAGAGCCCAACUUAGGGAAUACCGCCAAGCUUAAAAGAAUUCCUAAACGAUACCGUACAAUAAUUCUUAGCCAAGAUCAUUGGGACAAGUUCGUUGAACACACACAGUCACACAAAUUCAAGGAUACGUCGAGAAAGGCGAUAGUAGCGCGUUCGAAGUCGAAUUAUAAUCACCGGAUGGGACGAGGAGGAUAUACGACUCUAAGAGAGAAACUGGGAAGCUCUGGUAGUAUAAAAAAAGAUGUAAAAGAGUUAUCAAAGGGUAAAAUUGGAAUUGAGUUAUUAAAAAUAGAGGAUACAUGUGGUUUGUUAGAAAUUUGA